GCGUCUGGAGCCGAAGUUUCUGUCUCAGUUGGGACGCCGCCGCGGCCGGGGGCAAAGAAAGGGAGGAAGGAAGGAGCUCGCGGAGGGGAGCGGAGGGGAGCGGAGGGAGGGGAGGCGGCCUCGGGCAAGGAGUGCAGGGCGAUGCGGGCGCGCGACGCAGCCCCCCGAACCUGAGCGCAGCGCCCCGAGCGUCGAACGAGGCCGCAGCCAUGGAGCCCGCGCAACAGCCGCCGCCCCAGCCGGCCCCGCAAGGCCCCGCGCCGCCGUCCGUGUCUCCGGCCGGGACCCCCGCGGCCCCGCCCGCACCCCCGGCCGGCCACCAGGUCGUGCACGUCCGCGGGGACUCGGAGACCGACUUGGAGGCGCUCUUCAACGCCGUCAUGAACCCCAAGACGGCCAACGUGCCUCAGACCGUGCCCAUGCGGCUUCGCAAGCUGCCCGACUCCUUCUUCAAGCCGCCGGAGCCGAAGUCCCACUCGCGACAGGCCAGUACCGACGCAGGCUCUGCGGGAGCGUUGACUCCACAGCACGUCCGAGCUCACUCCUCUCCAGCGUCCCUGCAGCUGGGGGCCGUUUCUCCGGGGACACUCACAGCCAGUGGUGUAGUCUCUGGCCCGGCUGCUACCCCUGCGGCUCAGCAUCUCCGACAGUCUUCUUUUGAGAUCCCGGAUGAUGUACCACUGCCAGCAGGCUGGGAGAUGGCCAAGACAUCUUCUGGUCAGAGAUACUUCUUAAAUCACAACGAUCAGACAACAACAUGGCAGGACCCCCGGAAGGCCAUGCUCUCACAACUGAACGUUCCUGCGCCUGCCAGUCCAGCGGUGCCCCAGACGCUGAUGAACUCUGCCUCAGGACCUCUUCCUGAAGGAUGGGAGCAAGCCAUGACUCCGGAUGGAGAAGUUUACUACAUAAACCAUAAGAACAAAACCACGUCCUGGCUGGACCCAAGGCUUGACCCUCGAUUUGCCAUGAACCAGAGGAUCACUCAGAGUGCUCCAGUGAAGCAGCCCCCACCCCUGGCUCCCCAGAGCCCACAGGGAGGUGUCCUGGGUGGAGGCAGUUCCAACCAGCAGCAGCAGAUACAGCUGCAGCAGCUACAGAUGGAGAAGGAGAGACUGCGGUUGAAACAGCAGGAAUUAUUUCGGCAGGCAAUACGGAAUAUCAAUCCCAGCACAGCCAAUGCUCCAAAAUGUCAGGAAUUAGCUCUCCGCAGCCAGUUGCCCACACUGGAGCAGGAUGGAGGGACUCAGAAUGCAGUGUCUUCUCCCGGGAUGUCUCAGGAAUUGAGGACAAUGACAACCAAUAGUUCAGAUCCCUUUCUUAACAGUGGCACCUAUCACUCUAGAGACGAGAGCACAGACAGUGGCCUCAGCAUGAGCAGUUACAGCAUCCCGCGGACCCCAGAUGACUUCCUGAACAGUGUGGAUGAGAUGGAUACAGGAGACACCAUGAGCCAAAGCACCCUGCCGUCACAGCAGAGCCGCUUCCCUGAUUACCUGGAAGCCCUCCCUGGGACAAAUGUGGACCUUGGCACACUGGAAGGAGAUGCAAUGAACAUAGAAGGGGAGGAGCUGAUGCCCAGUCUGCAGGAAGCGCUGAGUUCCGAGAUCUUGGACGUGGAGUCUGUGUUGGCUGCCACCAAGCUAGAUAAAGAGAGCUUCCUCACGUGGCUAUAGAGCUGCAGGGAGCCAUCGCCAAGUCUGUGAGGGGUCCACAGAGUCUAAGAUGUGCACACCUGAAGUUCAGAUAAGCCAGUGGGUGAUUCUCUGGCUAACACAGAAAACAAAUGAACCAGUGUCCAGCAGGGAUCUUCAUCAUUGUUCGCUCUUCUCUGCCCGUCGCUGCUCUUACGUUGCUGACCUCUUCAUGGCCAGCCCUAAAGAACCAGAACCACAAACAGAACCCCUUUGUUAACUUUGCUAUGUUAACUACCAUUCUCUGGGAUUGCCGGGGGAUAGCCUGCUGGAUAAUGAUGUUCUUCCUUUUUUGUCCAGUGGUCUUUCCACCCAUCAUUUCACUGAACACACAGACUGGGAACUGAAAUGCUUCAGAACAUUUGUUCAAGAGGUGGUUUCUUCAGCUGCCUUUGGCCUUGGGUCCAACAAGCCAGAAGCAUUGCGUCUGAUCUCGCGGAAGCUCAAGAAGACCCAUGCUGAAGACUGAUGGGCUUUCCAUUUCUUCUCAUAGUAAUACCACUAGGCACAGAGUGACCGGAAUUUUAUCUUAGAAGCUUAUGAGGCAUGAGACAGUUUCCAUAGAAAUAUAUUAAUUAUUACCACAUACUCUAGAUUAGGUUUGAAUGGGUAUUUUCUGUGGGUGUUUUGGUUGGUUUUUCUUUCCUUUUUCCCCCCUGUGGUUGGUUUUGGUGCAACAUAGGCAAAUUAAUGAAGUCAUUUAUAGCUGUAGCUUGGGAUGGGCAGUGCCAUUCUUUGGGGGUUGGGGGGGUCUGUAUUUCUUGGCUUUUUAACAUCCUAUUUAAAUCUUGGUUAUCUCCUCUCCAUAUGUACACACUCUUACAAUGUCUAUGGUAGUGUGAUAGCAGAAUGUAUCUUUAUAAACGUUUCCUUCCUUUCCAGUUUUAUUUUUUUUAAUGGUAGCCUUGAACAUACGCAUUUAGACACAGUAGUUUAUGUUUCACAAAUAGUUUAAAGUCUGGUUGGGGCAAUCUGCAGGUGUUUGAGGGAGGGAGGGCAGUGUUGUAGAAAGGGCUCUUGUCGUGGGUAAGGCCAAGAGGAGCUCUCCUGCCCUCUGUGCACUGUGAUGAUGAGGACAGAAGCCAACAGUGGCCUCACUCCCCUUGGACCGAUUUGUGUCCUGCAGACUCUGAGCUUUAAGCUUUAGAGAGGCGGGCCUUCCUUCUGCCUCCGCCUCAGCUUUGGGUGUAUACUCAGAUCCUUUGAGGCCAGACUGAGUAUAACCUACAAGAUCAUUCUCAUGUGUCUGUGCUGAAUGGACCCUGGGUAGCAUGCAGAAUGCUGUGAGGUCACGGGUUGGCUGGUAAAAUGAUCAGAUUAGUAAGUGUGUGGGGGCAGCUGGGCUCAGCAGAGAGCUAGGCUAAGCAUGAGUGUGGCUUUAUUUUUACAAGAAGGAAGAUCACUAGAGUAUGUGUCUCCAGGAGUAAUAAUGGUUUCCAAAGAGUAUUUUUUAAAGGAACAAAAUAAGCAUGAAUUAACUCUGCAUAUAAGCUAUGAAGUAAUAGUUAGUAUGAAUUGUAGUGGCACCUCAUCAUUUAAGGGUCUUUGAGUGCUUCUAGAAGAAUCCCUCAUUUUCAAGGGUUCAUAAAGAACAACUACAAACCCACCCCCACCCCCCCUAAAGCUGCUACUAUGAAAAUCCUCAGCUUAGGAAGAUAGAAAUCUAAGUAUUUUGGCCUUUUGAUUUAGUAUAGCGCAAGAAUGAAGUACUUUGAGUGCUGAAAAAAUGCAAUCAGUGUAUUAUAUAUGAUUCAUUGGUCAGUCAUUAGAGGCCAUUGACUCUAAGGCUUUUAAUUAGAAACUAGUUGAAGAUUCACCCUUGAAUUAAGUCUGGGGAAAUGACCACCCAGAGGAUGCGUUGACUUUAGAACAGAGAUGAAAUUCUACUCUAAUUAAAAAUUGAGUAGAUGGAUAACCCACAGUGGUGUGUGGGGAAUGGGCAGAUGAUAGGCUCGCCGAGAGCCUGUCAUUUGCCAGUAAGCCGCAGAAUAAAGGACCGCAUCUUCUGUGGGCAGACUAGCUCUAGUGUGGGGAGCGGGAGGGCAUGGGCUGGUGAGAGGUCGCGGGGCCGUGAUAGAAAAGCUCUUAUGAACUUGUUUCUCUUCAGUGGAGACUUAUCUCUCCUAUUGCUCCCAGUAAAGAAGUUGUUCCUAAGUUUCCAGCUGCUUAACCUCCCCCACAAAGUGAGAUGUGCCGUCUUCCUUCUCCCUUGGCAUGGUGUGCCUGGUUAUACCUCAAUGUCCAGCAGCCCCUGGUGCCUGACCGUGCUCUCUGACCGUAUCAAACCCUCCAUGCUGACUGUGGGAGACUUGAGCACCCUUCCUCUCACUGAAUUUGAAUCACGGCCUCAAUGUAGUCUUUCUUGUUGUGUCCAACAGUGUUUAAUGCUUCCUGGCUGUAGUGGGUAGCAUGCAGAUAAGAACUUUAACUGGUUAUUCUUGAAUUUCUUUUGCAAUAAACCAAUUUUUGUAAUCUGAAAAA
This is a messenger RNA of Arvicanthis niloticus (Nile rat), 4175 nucleotides long. NCBI's taxonomy places the organism in Eukaryota, Metazoa, Chordata, Mammalia, Rodentia, Muridae. The record is from RefSeq and is a predicted model, not a curated record.